AUGAUCUGGUAUCUGCUCUAUCCACUGCGAGGAACAACAGAGGCGCCAGUCCUCUCAGCGUCUCACCCGCUUCGAAGAGUCCUCACUCGCUAUGGCCGCUAUGCCUCCCGUUAUGCAAUCUCCACGCUGCUCAUCACUGCCGCCAUAGCGUCCUUUCUGAUCUAUCCGCUGCCCUUCAUCUACACCAGCCAUGUCAUCAACGGCGCCUCAACCCUCCCUCGUCAUGUCUGGACCGCCGCUCAGCCGCUUCCGUAUGACAAUGCGGCCAGUCCCGAUAUUGUCAUGCGCUCCAUCUGGGUUCAUUCGAGCUACAUGCAAGCACUUAGUCCCGAUAUUCUUCUAUCGGCCCUUGAUUUGCAGGAUGCGCUUUUAGGCGACACCAGAGAUUUUGGUCCCAGCAGGUCCUUUGGUCUGCCCCCUCCCAGUGACUCCGAAUCUCCCCUGACUCCAGCACAGCGGGAUGCCCUCCACAUCGUCAAUGGUCUGACCAACCAGUCGUGGAUACUUCAAUCGCCGUUGCUGUACUGGAACUGCUCCCGUGAUCGCAUCCUGGCCGACGAGGAUAUCUUGGCCACAGUCAAUGACAAGAAGAACCACACCACUCCCGCAAAUAUCACUCUACGGCAUUCCAUUGUUUUCAGUGGGAAGCGUUUUGAGGACCGCCGCUUGUUGGCCGCUGAUGCUCUCGUCAUCACUUUACUGUAUCGAACAGACUCCCCCGUUGGUCGCCAGUGGGAGGCUGUAGCACGAUCGUUACCCGUCAAGAUGGGCGAUAAAUGGGAUAUAUAUCCUCCCAGCGGCAAUGUAUCGGCCAGCCAACUCUAUGAAUUUCAAUUCAGGCCCAUGUCAGUGCAGGAUUCCAUCAUUCUUGCCCUGGCUUAUACGCUGUCCUUGGUGUACUUUCUCCAGCAAGUGUCCAAGGUUCGCGCUGUCAAGUCUAAAUUGGGUCUGAUAGCCACCGUCGUGAUGCAGAUUAUCAUGUCAAUUGCCGCAAGCUUCACAAUUUGCGGCGUCUUCAAAAUCGACCUGUCUGGCAUCCCUCGAGCCGCAUAUCCCCUCGUCAUAUUAUCCAUGAGCUUGGAGCAUAUCCUUCGCCUAAUGGACGCCGUAGUCCGCACUCCCUCCGGAGAAAAUACAAGCAGCAGGAUAGGGUCUGCUUUUGGGGAGACUGCGCCUACUGCCCUGGUUAGCACUGUCCAAAACUUUUUGAUUCUCUUCGGCUUAUCCUAUGCCGUCACCCCAAGCGUAUCCGCAUUUUGCAUAUUUGCGGCAAUUGCCAUUGUGCUCGACUUUUUCUUCCUGUCCAGCUUCUUCAUCUCCGUCCUUAGUGUUGAUGUGCGGCGAAUGGAGCUUGGAGAUGCUCUCGCCAGAGAGGCCAUGCGUCGCAAACUAAAAGCACGUCGCCCUCGGGAACACCCAUCCUGGGCGAAGCGUAUGCUUGAAGGCAAAAUUGCAUUAUCAACACGCAUUGCAGGAACAGUCGUCAUGAUUAGCUUCGUCAUCAUCGCGCAGUCUCACUUUUUCGGUGGCAGCGAUAUUUCCCAGAGGCUGGCUCACUUAUACAAUGGCCAGGAUUUGGAACCCAACAUGUCAUCGCUCAAGGCAUCCCAUCUGGAGGACAUCCAUCAAGCAAGAACUCCCACGUCUUGGCUGCGACUUCAAGAUCAUGAUGCCGCCCGUGAAAUAAUCCGCCUCAUAAAACCUUCAGCCUACAGCUACAUAGCUAGAGUCUAUGAGCCUUUAGUGUUUGUAAAAAAGGGGUCCAACCGAGUGCCGAUGAUGAAAGAGCCCGCACUACUCCCAGCGAUAUAUGACUUUGCGCAUCACCAGCUGCGUACGUUCGUCUUUAUCGACAUUGUUGUGGUUGCCUUGCUACGCCUUCUAGUAAGCUACCUGCUGCCGGAAGAUGAGACCAAGGCGGAAGAGCUGCAGGACUCGAGUGAUCAAUCCAACUUAUGUGUGAAAACCCUCUCCAGGGGACACACACUCGAUAUAGCUAUGCUCGCCUACUCACCAAGAGGCUUCGUUCUAUCAGUUGGUCUAGACCGCAUGAUUCGCCUGUGGGACCUUAAUCAUAGGAAUAAAGGCCCAAUCUCUAACCUGGAAAGGGAAAUCCUGGUGAAAUUUCCCGUACUUGCAGUUGCCAUGAGUGAAGACUCGGAUUGGCUGGCGAUUUUAUCAUCCGACACGGUCAUCUUUUGGAAUAUUACAACCCAUGUCCACGGCGCUUCCGUGGCCGUAGAGACCUACAACCAGAAGCCAGAAUCCUUCUUUCUGGAACCAACCGAAUCAUCAGAUAUUCCAAGAGCAGUCAUAGUAUGGAGGAACGGAUCUGCAUUAGAUGUAGACCCGGCCUCGAGAGAAACCCGCGAGUCCACCAUCUGUCUAGGAUUGACAUGUGCCCGCCCGCUCUUGAGCAAAGGUGAAUUUUCGAUUUGUCCUUUAAUAAUUUCUAUCUACGCAGUUGGCAAGCAUUCGAAGGUCUCCCUUGUAGCAACAUCUCGAAAUGGAGAUGUCCAUAUCAUGGAAAGAACUGGGCAAUUGUGGGAAAGGCAGAAUCUUCUCUCUAGAAGACUUGCAAGCGAUGAAAUCCACCAAGUCGUAACCCUCUCACCGCUCCCCUACUUCCUUGUAUCAUCCAAGACAGAUCUUCAUCUUAUAAGCCUGGAUGAUGGAACUACCUCGUGGAGCUUCUCCGUAGAGGAGAUGCGGCCACGCUCGCUCUCAUGCGCCUUCACCUGCCAUCGAUCACCAAAUGCCUUGCCAUUAGGGCUGGUAUCCUUCACGUUUAGCUACUUGGCGCUGGUCUCGGGCGACUGUGUUCUACACACGUUUACGCCUCAGGAUGAAGACGACGCGAUUUGUCUACAGAACAUCGACGAUACAGGUAACAGCAGCGGAUGGUGCAGUUGGGCUGAUGCAAAGGAACGAAAGAAGCACAUCAGCAACCCUGGUGUUUGGAGCCUCUUGUCCGAUGGGAUCACAUUAGGUCUUCGUCGCCGGCCCCGUACUGAGCCGAGAAGUCGACAUGGACAUCAACGCCAGGAUCUAUCGGGGGUACGGAGCCGCAUGCCGAGCACACGAAGCCGGGAAUUGGGGGCUUUCAGCCGCUGGGAAUUGUGGAGGGCGGCGGCGAGUGACUGGGACGAGUUGGACGAAACCACACCACUGUUCUCCGACGAAGAUGCAGGGCAGUUGGUUGUUUGUGAACUGGGUCCCAGCGUAAGAGUCGGGCCAACAUCAGUAGCCUUUGCUUAUGGGAACGUUAUCAAGCUGGUAACGUUGAGCGGGCACAAGCCUUUUGACGCAGGGAUCGAGGACGUCAGUCAUGAAUCGUCAAUGAAUGUGCCGACAAGGCGUCGUAAAAUGGCGCCAACAGCUAGGCCAGGAGCAGCAUUAGGCUAA
Molecule: messenger RNA, 3405 nt
Organism: Trichoderma harzianum CBS 226.95
Lineage: Eukaryota; Fungi; Ascomycota; Sordariomycetes; Hypocreales; Hypocreaceae
Exons: 3
Coding region: 1-3405 (1134 amino acids)
Biological process (GO): SREBP signaling pathway
Cellular component (GO): Golgi membrane; endoplasmic reticulum membrane
Molecular function (GO): protein binding; sterol binding
Source: RefSeq, a predicted model, not a curated record